AUGUCUCUGCCUUUUAGCACUCUUCCCGUCAGCGCCAGGAUAUGCCCGACGCCUUUUAAAGCGGCCAUCCCCAAUGACAAGCUCAGCGAGCUCGAGACGCUGCUGAAGCUCUCCAAGCUUGCACCAGACACUUAUGAGAACUCACAGACGGAUCGUCGCUAUGGUGUCACGUCGGUGUGGCUCAAAACUAUGCGGGAGCAAUGGCUGAAUUCUUUUAGCUGGUAUGCCACCAUUGCCCACGUGGAUUGA
Molecule: messenger RNA, 249 nt
Organism: Penicillium alfredii
Lineage: Eukaryota; Fungi; Ascomycota; Eurotiomycetes; Eurotiales; Aspergillaceae
Exons: 1
Coding region: 1-249 (82 amino acids)
Source: RefSeq, a predicted model, not a curated record